GACCUCGUCUGCGGCUACCGGCAGCUCCGGCAGAUGGCCCAGUCCAUCUACAUGGCUGGGGUCCUGGUGGGCGCCCUGGUCCUGGGGGGCCUCUCGGACAGGUUUGGGCGCAAGGCCAUGCUGAUGUGGUCCUACCUGCAGCUGGGGGUGAUGGGGACGUGCACGGCCUUCGCCCCCAACUACGCGUCCUACUGCGUCUUCCGCUUCGCCGGUGGCAUGGCCCUCUCCGGCUUCGGCCUCAGCAUCGCCUGCCUGGUGGUGGAGUGGAUCCCCACGCCCUACCGCGCCAUCACCGUGGCCAUCACCGGCUUCGCCUACACCCUGGGCCAGAUCCUGCUGGCCGGCGUGGCCUACGCCGUCCCCCACUGGCGCUGGCUCCAGCUCACCGUCUCCCUGCCCUUCUUCGUCUUCCUCCUCUACUCCUGGUGGUUGGCUGAGUCCGCCCGUUGGCUGGUGCUCUCGGGGAAGGCCGAGAGGGCCGUGAAGGUCCUGCAGCGAGUGGCCAGGAUUAACAAGCGAAAGGAGGAAGGGGAGAAGAUCACGGUGGAGAACCUGAGGUCCAACAUGAAGGAGGAGUUGGCUGGUCUGAAGUCCUCCUACACCAUCUCCGACCUGGUCCGCACCCCGGUCAUCCGCCACAUCUUCUUCUGCCUCUCCGUCGUCUGGUUCUCCAUCAGUUUCUCCUACUACAGCCUGGCCAUGGAUCUGCAAAACUUUGGGGUCAGCAUUUACCUCAUCCAGGUGAUUUUCGGCGCCGUUGACUUCCCGGCCAAAGUGGUGGUGACCAUCUCCGUGAGCUACAUCGGCCGGCGGGUGUCGCUGAUGGUGACCCUCUUCUUGGCGGGGCUGGUCAUCAUCGCCAACAUCUUUGUCUCCACAGGUGGGUGCGAUGGGGUGAUGGGGGGGGUGUCUUCUGCACUGCUCCAUGCUCUCAUCGCUCCAUCUGGCCAUCCGUCCAUCCGUCUGGCCAUCCAUCUCACCACCCACUUACCCACGGCGUGGUUGAGGCAGACCGGGCUGGGUUUCGGCAGCACCAUGGCCCGCGUGGGUGGCAUCGUGGCGCCGCUGGUGAAGAUGAUGGAUGAGUACUACCCCUUCUUGCCCCCGGCCGUCUAUGGGGCGGCCCCCGUGGUGGCGGCCGUGGCGGCCGGCUUCCUACCGGAGACCCUCAACAGGCCGCUGCCCGACACCAUCGAGGAGGUGGAGAGCAGGUGGGCAUGGAUGGGGAGGGACGGACAGACGGAGGGACGGAGGGAGGGAGGGAUCUAG
Messenger RNA from Nipponia nippon (crested ibis), 1269 nucleotides. NCBI's taxonomy places the organism in Eukaryota, Metazoa, Chordata, Aves, Pelecaniformes, Threskiornithidae. The record is from RefSeq and is a predicted model, not a curated record.